AUGGUGCCUGAUUUGAACUUUUUGAUUUUCAGUACAUGCUAUGGAGUUUUGAGAUUUGUUAUGGAGAAUGGAGCAAAGGGUUGUGAGGUCAUAGUUAGUGGGAAACUUAGGGCUCAACGGGCCAAGUCCAUGAAAUUCAAGGAUGGAAUAUCACGAAGAAAUCAAGGGAAUCUAUUUAUACUUGGAAUGGUGAAUAAGGAGAGGCUGGGGAAGAUGAAGAAGAAAGCCAUCCUUAUUAACUGCAGCCGAGAACCUAUAACUGAUGGGGCUGCUCUUGUCGACCACUUGAGAUGUCACAGCCCGCCCUAA
Messenger RNA from Salvia miltiorrhiza (redroot sage), 309 nucleotides. RefSeq names its product glycerate dehydrogenase HPR, peroxisomal-like. The transcript is spliced from 3 exons. Lineage: Eukaryota; Viridiplantae; Streptophyta; Magnoliopsida; Lamiales; Lamiaceae. Gene Ontology annotation, biological process: translation. Gene Ontology annotation, molecular function: structural constituent of ribosome; NAD binding. Gene Ontology annotation, cellular component: cytosolic small ribosomal subunit; nucleus. Bases 1 to 309 code for a protein of 102 amino acids. The record is from RefSeq and is a predicted model, not a curated record.